This is a messenger RNA of Cynoglossus semilaevis (tongue sole), 1340 nucleotides long. RefSeq names its product creatine kinase, testis isozyme-like. The record is from RefSeq and is a predicted model, not a curated record. Gene Ontology annotation, biological process: phosphocreatine biosynthetic process. Lineage: Eukaryota; Metazoa; Chordata; Actinopteri; Pleuronectiformes; Cynoglossidae. Gene Ontology annotation, molecular function: creatine kinase activity.
UCAGUUGAAGUGAUAACUUACAGACGGAAACAUUUAUCAAUUCACAGAAUUAUUGUUCAUUUUUUAUUUGUUUAAAAGAAUAUUUCACUGCAAACAUGUCUGAUGGAGCUGAAGAUUCUGGGAAUGUAGUUUCUCUGAAGCUGAAGAGGCGUCCAGCUGAGGAAGAGUUCCCAGAUCUCAGUACGCACAACAACCACAUGGCCAAGGUGCUAACACUGGACAUGUACAAAAUGCUGAGAGAGAGGGCUACACCCAAUGGAUACACCAUAGACAACGUUAUCCAGACAGGAGUGGACAAUCCAGGUCAUCCUUUCAUCAUGACUGUGGGCUGCGUUGCUGGAGAUGAGGAGACAUACGAAGUCUUCAAAGAGCUGAUGGAUCCAGUGAUUGAGGACAGACAUGGAGGAUAUAAGCCAACGGACAAACACAAGACUGACCUCAACCCAGAUAAUCUGGUAGGUGGUGAUGAUCUUGACCCUAACUAUGUCCUGAGCUCACGUGUCCGAACAGGACGCAGCAUCCGUGGCUUCUGCCUGCCGCCCCACUGCAGCCGGGGAGAUCUGAAGGGGAAAUACUUCGCCCUGAAGAACAUGACAGAUUUUGAACAGCAGCAGCUCAUUGAUGACCACUUCCUGUUUGACAAACCCGUGUCUCCCCUGCUGCUGUCUGCAGGAAUGGCCCGUGAUUGGCCUGAUGGCAGAGGCAUCUGGCACAAUGACAACAAGACGUUCCUGGUGUGGGUGAAUGAAGAAGACCACCUGCGUGUCAUUUCAAUGCAGAAAGGAGGCAAAAUGAAGGAAGUGUUCGAACGCUUCUGCACUGGACUCACCAACAUCGAGAAUCUGUUCAAGGAAAAAGGUAAUUCGUUCAUGUGGAAUGAGCAUCUGGGCUACGUUCUGACCUGUCCAUCCAAUCUGGGAACAGGUCUGCGAGCAGGUGUGCAUGUGAAGCUGCCCAACAUGAGCAAUAAUGCAAACUUUGACGAGGUUCUGAAGAGGAUGAGGCUUCAGAAACGUGGAACUGGUGGCGUGGAUACGGAUGCUGUUGGUGGGGUGUUUGACAUCUCCAAUGCUGAUCGACUGGGCUUCUCUGAGGUGGAGCUGGUGCAGAUGGUGGUGGAUGGAGUCAAGCUGCUGAUUGAGAUGGAGAGAAGACUGGAGGGUGGUCAGUCCAUUGAUGACCUGAUGCCUGCCCAGAAGUAAAACACAUCCUUACAGACAAGAACCAUUUACCUGUAAGAUUAGACCAAGAGAAUAAGAAAUUAAAACAAACACUGGAAAAGGACAAAAAGAAAGAAGUAAGGAUGCCCAUAUCCAUGAAAUGUCAUUCUUCAAAUGGCU